AUGGAACACUAUGAAACGAUUCGUCGAUAUUUCAUCGAUCUGAAUCUAUUCGAUUCGAAAACGAACGAUGCUCAUGUAAAACGGAAUGAAAUUCUCUCAACAAGAAUCUACAUUGUUCUUCUUCUCACUAUCGUCGUUCUAUUUACAUUAUACAUGUGUUUAAUUUCUCAAACAAAUACGAUAACAAUCGCAAAACCAACACAGGAACAAUUUGAACGACUGACAAAUAAAUACGAAAAUAAAUUACAAUGUCUGUGCAAACAAAUCUCGAUUCCUUAUCGACAAUUUAUGAAUAUCCAACCUGUAUUCGAUGAAAUCUGUCUAUCCGACUUUGUUAGUCAGAAGUGGAUUGACUAUUUGUUUUAUGAAAACACAAGUUAUUACUUCCAGUUGGAUUUCCGUCAUAGUGCAGCAUCGAAAUUUCAAAUUCUCCGAGCUUUAUGUGAACAAGCUCGAUUGACAAUCGGUGAUAAUCUGGAAAAAUUCUAUGUGAAUCAAUUUCUAAGUAAUCAAUUGAUAACACAAACUAUUUUUGAUGCUCAGACAAGUUCAUUUAUUGAUUCGUUUCAAAUGACAACAUUUUCCAUAUUUCAAACUUUGUUAAAAUUCAUUCGAAAUCUUGUUAUUUCAAAUGCACUAUUCUCCGGUGCUGAAAUGCUAUCUACACUCCAAUUUGACAACAAUAGUUAUCCAUAUGUGGGAAUGGAGAAUAGUCGGUAUUACCAAGAACGUGUGCAAGGCAAAUUCUUCGGUUGUUAUUGUGAAAAUUUCACGAUUUGUCAAUUACAAGAAGGGAUUUACACACAAAUGAACAUGUUCGAUUACGCUGGAUCUGAUUGGAGUGGAUAUAAAGAUAUCAAUGCAAGUACAAAUAUGAUAAAUGCUACUUUUCUCGUUCGUGGUAUGUUUUCUAGUUGUAAACAUAUGGAAUCGCUGAUGCAAUCGACAAGCGAAUGUUUAUCGGAUCAAUUGUGUUUAAAUCAAAUUGGAUCUUAUAUAAAUCAUUCUUCGGUAUCGAUCAGUUCCUUUCCGAAAUUGAACUCAUCGAAUCCAGCACGUUAUUUGACCAUCGAAACAUUAGCGAAUAAUCUAUUCGUUGGAAAUUGGAUUCUGAAUAAAUCUUAUUCGGCAUAUUUUGCUUCUUGUCAACCCUCGACUUGUCAAUAUACUGAUGCGCAGAAAUAUAGUUUCAUUUACAUUUUAACAUCCGUCAUCACUCUUUAUGGUGGUGUUCGAGGAUUACUCGCAUAUUUCAUUCCAAUCAUCAUUACUCAUCUUCGUAAGAAGAAGAUCCAAUCGCCACCGAGUACUGCUGUUCCUCCACAUCCUCAAAGUACGAUGACAUGGGUGUCAUCGGUCUUUCAACAUAUAUCACAGUUGAACAUAUUCAAUAGUUACUCAUCGGAUGAACACGAACAGAAAAACGAAAUUAUUUCAUCGAAGAUUUAUCUAAUUGCUUUAGGAGCCUGUUUACUCGGUUUCGCGAUCGCACUAUCUCAAGGCAAUCAAUCGAGGACAGUUUAUAUUUAUAAUCCUACACGUUUUCAAUUUGAACAACUGAACAAUCGAUCCACCAUCAAUCUUCAAUGUCCCUGCGCAAAAAUAACGAUCAAAUAUUCGAAAUUUCUUCAUUUCAAUCCCACUUAUCAUCAAAUCUGCAAUAGCAUCUUCGUUUCGAACCUAUGGUACAAUUCCUACGACAUCUGGGAUGUAUCCAUCCCUUGCGUCACCCCAUCAUUUUCUGACUUAGCAUCGUUUUAUUUUUCGUUUCUCUCUACACUGUGCCAAUCAGCUCACGACAUCAUUUACAGCGGUUUAGCUCAAAUCGAUUCGAUGAAUUAUGUCACAUCAGAAGCCAUACUUGAAAAUCAAUUCAAUAACGAAAUGGAAGCCUUUAUCAAAUUAUUCGAACAACGAUUACAAACAUCGUUUCGUGGCCAAUUAGCACUGAUGCAAGGCGUGAUUUUCACCAAUCAAAUCAUUUCAUCCAAAGCAACAAAUGUUUAUUACAACCAUACAAAACUUAUCAACAAUACCAUCACAGUCGAUUCGUAUUUAACUACACAUGAAAAUUGCACGUGUGGAACGAAUCCGAAAUGCUAUACAGAUCUCGCUGUUUGUUCAUCGAAUCGAAUGAAUUAUAUAAAAGGUAUGUAUGUCGGAUGUUUCGUGGUGGAUUCAGUGUUGAUCUCGACGACGGAAUGUUUCUUUGAUGAAACAUGUAUAGAAUUAAUGAAAUCUUCGAUGAAAAAUUCCUCAGAAUUGUAUCAACAAAUGUAUACCUUAAAUAGCUCCGCGGUUAGUGAAUAUCAAAUCAAUGAUUUGAUUGGAACACUUGUUGGAAACCUAUUUAUUGAACAGUGGAAUGAAGUUUACUCAUACAAUGCUUAUUAUAACGAAUGUCAACCAAUCUAUUGUUCAUAUACCGUCCAGCAAACUUCCAGUGUCAUCUAUAUUCUUACGAGAUUGAUCGGUUUGUAUGGCGGUUUGACGUUUCUUCUUGGAUAUUUAGUACCGAACAUUGUGACGGUAAUUCGAAGGAAACGUCAUCAACGCGCAGGUGUGUCUAUUUGGAAUCGAUUUGGGAUUUAUUAUCAAACGACUAAAACUAAACUGAUUGAAUUGAAUUGGUUCGAAAGUAAUACAAACGACGAAGAAAAUCUUCGAAAAGAAAUCAUCACCACUCGAGUGUAUCUCAUCGUAUUUACAUUGGUUUUACUGACAUUGGUUUUUUAUUCUUCCCUAAUCGACAAGACAAUUAAUGUCAAAGUUUCAUUAUCAAGUUUAAGUCAAUAUCAACAAGUUCAAAUGAAAUAUCCGAAUACAUUCAAUUGUCCGUGUAAUGAAAUUUCGGUUCCAUACAAAGAUUUUCUCGUAGUUAGUCCGAUUUAUCAUGAAGUUUGUUCGUCGGAUUUCAUCCAACAAUCGUGGAUUGAAUAUCUGUACAAUGAACAAACCAUUACCGACCAAAACUAUCGCGCAGUGGCGGCCGCACAGUUCCAAGUUCUCAGUUAUUUGUGUAUAAUAGCAGAUGGAACAAUCCAGGAGAGUUUAGCUCAAUUUUACUCCACAAAGUUCAUUACCAAUGACUUUAUUCCAUUUUCAUUGUUUCAAAUUCAAACUGAUUCAAUCGUUGACAUUUUUCAAAAGACUCUCUCACAAACAUUCAACCGACCGUUUGAGAUGACUCAAGAUCUUCUCCAAGGCAAUUCUUUGAUGUCGGUAUUCCAAACCAAUUGGAAAUUCACCGUCUUGAAGACCAGUUCUUGGUCGCCGAUCUACACAAAUCCAAUGUUUUAUAACCAAAUAUGCAAUUGCGGAACAUCAUCGAAGUGUACUCAGCCGGUUUUCAUCAAUAAUACACUUGUCGAUGGAUUGUACAUUGGUUGUUAUCCAGUUGAAACAAUGUUACAGUCAUCACUUCAGUGCUUCUAUAACCAAACGUGUUUACAGAUGAUUUUAUCGUAUUUUGGAGAAUUACCGAAGAAUAUGACGCUUCGAGUGCUUUCAGUGAGUAGCCAAUAUGGGAUUGACGAGACAAUUCAAGAAAUGGUCGAUCGGUUGUUCGUGAAUCAAUGGAUUAUAAAUCAGUCGUAUGAAAACUAUUUUCUAAAGUGUCAACCGACGUACUGCACUUAUUCAUACACUGAAUAUUUCAAUAUUUUUUAUACUAUAACAACUAUUCUUGGGUUAUUCGAUGGAGUGACUGUUCUUUUGAGGCUAAUUGUACCGUUGGUGAUUUAUUUCAUCUUUCGGAUUUUUUAUAAAACGAAGAUUUCUAAUUGUCCUCUAACACAAUAA
This is a messenger RNA of Adineta ricciae, 3801 nucleotides long. The record is from the annotation of a GenBank genome assembly. Lineage: Eukaryota; Metazoa; Rotifera; Eurotatoria; Adinetida; Adinetidae.